AUGGGCUGUGCAUCCAGCACUCCCAUGGUUGCAACGGCGGGCAGCGAAAUGCUGAAAGCCGCCACCCAUGUCAAGCAGAAGGGCGAGGCCGCCGUCGAAGACGCCUCUCAGACGCUGACCACCACUCUGGACACGGCCAAGGAGACUGUUGGCACAGCAGUGGCGGGUAUUACCAAUGAGCUGGGCAAUGCCUUCAAGGAGGGAACCCAGGCUCUGGACGAGGCCAAGCAUAAGGUGAUGGAGGGUCUUCACCUCGAACAGCCAUCACAGGAAUCCCAGGAGAAACCACCUGCUGAAGAUGGAGGGGCUGCGGCUGCGGUAGAUGUUGCUGAGAUGAGCUCAUCCCGGGCUCCAACACCCCAACUUAAAGCCGAUGCGGAUAGCCUGAAGACCUCCACACCAGAGCCGGAGAUUGAACGAGCUCUGGCCACCGAGGACGAGAGUCCACCAACGCCGAAACCCUCGCUGGAGGAGAUGGCACAACUAAGUGCCGAGGUUUCCCAGGCUCAGGAUCCGACUCCAACGGAGGCUUCUGUCAGUGAAACACCUGCAGUCCAGGCUCCGGCCACCGAAUCCUCCGCGCCCGUGGAGAGUCGCAAAAUACGUCGUCGAUUCGUCCAGAAGAAAAAACCAGAGAAGGAACAGGAACAGCCAAGACCCAACACCACCGAAUGGGAGAUUGCAGACCAACUGGCCAAAAGCAAAAAGUUCAAGCCAUAUGAGAGCUUCGCCCACAGUCACAACAAGUUCUCCGUGUACCAGGACCACAAGCUGAGGGACAAACCGAACCAUUACGAUGGUCACUUUAGUGGAGGCAACUCCCUGAGUGCCUCCCAGUCGGAUCUGUCCAGUGGCCAUGUGACGCCCGCUCCGGCAAGACGAGGUCAGGAAUUUGCCAAGUUUGUGGGCUCUGAGCAGCCGAUAAGUGUGUCACGGAAUAGUUCCCGGCUCUCGAAUCCCGCCGCUUCCAGGACCUUUGACUUUAAUCCACAACGUGAUCGCAUCAGUCUUCCAAUGGCCACCAGUCGCAUCGGUUCGGGAAUCCAGAGGUUACCAGCCGAGAGGACUUCCGGUUGGGGUCGUGGCAGACCGGCACCCUUGGAGGAAGAACCCAGCUUUGGCCGGAGGAUGAGCUUAGGUCUGGUAUCGCAGCCCCUACGGCCGGAUAGAGAGAAAUUCACGCCCUCUAUGCAUCGUAGAGUAAUGAAACCGAUUACUCCAACGAAGGAAAAGUCAUCAAAGAAGCAUCCUUCCAAGAAUAUCUCUUCCAGAGAGUCUUCCCUCUUAGAGUUUGACCCAAAGAGUCCUUUGAGAACUCAAAAGCCUUUGGCAAAAGAUAUCCUGCGAUCUAGAGAGCCAUCUUACACUGAGUUUAGUUCCAUUAAAGGAGAUAGAACUCCUUCAAGGGUUGAAAAAACUCUGGGAAAAAAUAUAGGACGAUCCAGAGAGCCCUCUUUUACUGAACUUCAAAACCACAGAAAUGAAAAAAAAAAAUCGUUAAGCAAGGACAUUAUUCGCUCCAGAGAGUCAUCUUAUUUGGAAUUUGAUUCAUUUAAAGUUGAAUUUGAUUCGUUCAAGACUCCCACCAAGCAAACAAAAUCUCCCAGCUUUAAGGAACCCAUAAAUAUAUCCCCAAAGCAACUACCUCAUAGAGAACUUAGUCCAAGUUCUGAAGUCAAAUCUUUAGAGUAUAAAGACCAGAAAAUAUCAUCUGUAACUGCAACACCUCAAAGGAACAAAGUCCCAGAAUCUGUUGCUUCCACCUCGAAAAUGCCUUCGCCAUCAACUUCGCGUAUUUCUAGCGCCAAAUCCUCGGACAGCAGCAACACAGAUGUGGUUAUCCAACCCAUGAGCAACCUUAACCAGGAUACGCCCAGUAUGAAGUCCUUCUCCCAGUCACCGGACCAAGUGGUGAUGGAGGGAUAUGUGGAUUCAGAGCUGGAGGCAGCACUAGCAAGGUUAGAGCUCCUGCGAGGAUCCACAGCCACAUUGCACUCCGUAAGGUCCUGCAGUCCUGGCCGUCAUACUUACACGGCUGCCUCCCUUCUCAGCUCCCGACGCACUUCACCCUGGGUAAUGCGAAAGGAUUAUGGUGGUUCCCUCAUUGGCAAGGAGAGUUCUCACAAGGUGGCACAGCCACCAUCCAUUCAUCAAACACUCGAACGCUGCGAUAUAUGCUCCAAUGAGUUUCUUUUAAAGUGA
Molecule: messenger RNA, 2202 nt
Organism: Drosophila serrata
Lineage: Eukaryota; Metazoa; Arthropoda; Insecta; Diptera; Drosophilidae
Source: RefSeq, a predicted model, not a curated record